Messenger RNA from Mus caroli (Ryukyu mouse), 1109 nucleotides. RefSeq names its product lysozyme C-like. The record is from RefSeq and is a predicted model, not a curated record. Gene Ontology annotation, molecular function: lysozyme activity. Lineage: Eukaryota; Metazoa; Chordata; Mammalia; Rodentia; Muridae. Gene Ontology annotation, biological process: defense response to Gram-negative bacterium; defense response to Gram-positive bacterium.
AUGAAGGCUCCCCUAACUCUCGUUACUCUAGGGCUCCUCCUGCUAUCCAUCACCAUCCAGGGCAAGGUCUACAACCAAUGCUCUUUGGCCAGAACUCUACAAAGACUUGGUCUAGCUGGCUUCCAAGGAAUCACCCUGGCAAACUGGGUCUGUUUGGCCAAAUGGGAGAGUCAUUUUAACACAAACACUACAAGAUUCAACCCUGAAGACUACAGCACCAGCUAUGGGAUCUUUCAGAUCAACAGCCGAUUCUGGUGUAAUGACGGCAAAACCCCAGGAUCAAAGAACUUAUGUCGGAUAUCCUGCAAAGCUUUGCUGAAGAAUAACAUCAGGCCUGCCGUACUUUGUGCAAAGAGGAUCAUGAAGGAUCCACAAGGAAUUUAUUCAUGGGCAAGAUGGAUAAAACACUGUGAAAACAAAAACCUCAAAGAGUACAUUCAGGGCUGCGAUCUGUAACUGUCUCCGUGUUCAGAUCAUUCGUCUCUUCUUCUGAGCACAGUAAACAGCUAAGUAAAAGGUCACCUGCUGUCGUCCCCCUUCAGACAAAGUGGACUUGCACAGGAGCAAGAGCUGGAACAAAUAAGAGUCUUUACCAUGCUUUCUCUGUGCAGCCCAGGCUGGCCUUGAACUCAGAGAUCUGCCUGCCUGUGCCUCUUAAAGGUGUAUACCACUCCCAGCUGACUAGUGUGACUAUCAUUUGAUGGUAAGCCUAUGUUUUCAGCUUGUGAAUGAAACUGAAGUGGGAGAGUAUUUCUCUAACUCCUUGAGUUUCAAAUGCUUCUCUAACAUUCCAUUCUCCUUCAACAAAGGAACUCGGGCUUAAUCAUUCAUAAUGAACUAUUCCCCAAACACACACACACACACAACCAUGUUAGGCAAAAAUCACAGCUAUGGUGGUAUCUGAGGCCUUCAUCUGUUCAAAUUACUCCAAAAACUUGCUGCUCACUCUGUGGGAUGAGACAUAGAUUGCAAAAGUGACUUCUAAAUGGCAGAAACCAGGAGACUCACGAUAGGCCCUCUUUUCCUGUACUGAGCUUCGGCUUCAGCGUUUGCCUGAAGUGCUUCAUUUGUAAUGCUUCACAAAUAAAUGCACCUUGCUUGUGACAGUC